CUUUGGUUGAAAAUUUGUGCUAUUCAUUGAUUUCAUUCCCCUUUUGCCGCCGCUCUCCGCCCUGUGUUUUCGUGGACCGCCGCCACCAGAAACAGAAGUGAAGAGAACAUUAAAGAACAGAACCAGAGGGUGAUAGGAGGAGAGUGAAGAGACAAUGGACAGCACCGCCGUCUUAGCAAGCCUUCAGCCUAACUCCUUCCUUUACCCCUCUCGUCCUUCCUCGUCUCUUCUCCCUCCUUCCUCCAUCUUAUCCUCUCCCCGCCGCCACCUCUCUCCUCUUCAAUCUCUCAGACUGCACAAGCAGCUCGCUGCUCCUGCUUCUUACAAUGUCAAUCCGUUGGCCUCUCCUUUCAAGACCGAUGCCGUGCUUUCCGAUACUUACAGCACGGAAACGUCUGAAUUGGCUGACAUUGAUUGGGACAACCUCGGAUUCGCAUUUCUUCCUACCGAUUAUAUGUAUGUUAUGAAAUGCCCUCGGGGUGGAAGCUUUUCUAAAGGGGAAUUGCAACGUUUUGGGAAUAUUGAGAUGAGCCCCUCAGCAGGGGUCCUAAAUUAUGGACAGGGAUUAUUUGAAGGUCUAAAAGCUUACAGGAAAGAAGAUGGUCGUAUUCUACUUUUUCGUCCUGAGGAGAAUGCUCUGCGGUUGAGGAUGGGUGCUGAGCGGAUGUGCAUGCCGUCACCAACAGUUGAACAAUUUGUGGAAGCUGUAAAGAAAACUGUUUUGGCAAACAAACGUUGGGUUCCUCCUCCAGGUAAAGGGACAUUAUACCUCAGGCCUUUGCUAAUGGGAAGCGGAGCUGUUCUUGGUCUUGCACCUGCUCCUGAGUAUACCUUUUUGAUAUAUGUCUCCCCUGUGGGCAACUAUUUUAAGGAAGGUGUUGCUGCAAUUAACUUAAUAGUUGAACAUGAAUUGCAUCGGGCAACUCCUGGUGGCACUGGAGGAGUUCUGAAGGCACAAUCUGCUGCAAAAGCCAAAGGAUAUUCUGAUGUGCUCUAUCUGGAUUGUGUUCACAAAAAAUAUCUGGAGGAAGUUUCUUCCUGCAACAUUUUUAUUGUCAAGGAUAAUGUUAUCUCCACUCCUGCCAUAAAAGGGACAAUCUUACCUGGCAUCACAAGAAAGAGCACAAUUGACGUUGCUCGAAGCCAAGGGUUCCAGGUUGAGGAGCGUCUCGUGACUCUGGACGAAUUGCUUGAUGCUGAUGAAGUUUUUUGUACUGGGACGGCUGUUGUAAUAUCGCCUGUGGGCAGCAUUACCUAUAUGGGUAGAAGGGUUUCUUAUGUAGAAGACGGCUUUGGGGUUGUUGCACAACAGCUCUAUUCUGUGCUUACUAGACUACAGAUGGGACUUAUUGAGGACAAGAUGAACUGGACUGUUGAGCUGAGUUAGGCAGCCGUCUUACCAUCUCAUCUAGUUCAUGUUCUUCUAUGUUGGAUUAUUGUCUAGUUUGAAUCAGAAAAAGAUUAUUCUCUAGCUUGCAUUUCGACUUCUGCAGGGACAGCUCUGACUCCAAUUAGUUGUGGGUUCUGAAAAAUUUGCAGCCACCGUGUUUCCCUUCCCCAGGGAUAUGUCAUAUGUAGGUGGUCUUUUGGCACUGUUUUUACUUUCUUGAACACUGUUUUCAUUCUUCUCUUUUUUUUUUUUUGGGAUUUUCUCAUUUCUCUGUUUAUCUCCCCAAUCCCAGCAACAUAACUACCAUGAAAACAGAAAGAUCUUCUAAUGUUAAAUCAAUUAUUUUUGAAACA
Messenger RNA from Rubroshorea leprosula, 1743 nucleotides. The record is from the annotation of a GenBank genome assembly. Lineage: Eukaryota; Viridiplantae; Streptophyta; Magnoliopsida; Malvales; Dipterocarpaceae.